AUGUUGACCGCCGCUUUCACAUCCUUCCUCCAUCGCACGACGACCUAUCACGGCGGAGUUGGAACUGGAAUCCGCCGCAGCUUUUAUUUUCUCUCAGAGAGACAAGAGAGCCCUUACUAUGUCUCUAGAGAUCCCCAUCCGAGCAAGAAAACUAUUCUCAGAGCCUUCUUGGACGACGACAAACCUAAGGUCGCUAACCCUGGCGGUGAUGCCAUUGGUAAAGUCUCCACGGCUCAAGCUGACUAUAUGCGAGUCAUUGUUCAACAUGUACAUGGCUAUGUCAAAAGUGAUGAUGGUCAUGAUGAUGAUAAGAUUGGCGUUGAGUUGCUUUGCAUGGUGAGAAACUUGUUUAAGAAGAUAGGGAGGACGGUUCUUGUUGGUGAUAAAGUUUACCUGAAUAACAUUGAUUGGAUUGAUCGGAGAGCAAAGAUCGAGAAUGUUUUCAAACGAGUCUCCGAGAUUUUGGAUCCACCUGUGGCCAAUGUGGAUCACUUACUCAUUCUCUUCUCUCUUGAACAACCUAAGGUUGAUCCUUUCACACUCACCAGGUUCUUGGUGGAAGCUGAAUCCGUUGGCAUUCGAGUCACGCUUGCCUUGAACAAAUGUGAACUCGUCACUCAAGAGGAAAUGGAAUCUUGGAAGACAAGAUUGCGUGGUUGGAACUAUGAACCCUUGUUUUGCAGUGUUGAAACUAAAGUUGGACUUGAUGAUAUUGCGUUUAAACUGAAAAAUCAGACUUCUGUGAUUGUUGGCCCUAGUGGUGUUGGGAAGUCAAGCUUGAUCAACAUAUUGAGAAGUGGCUUUGGUGGUACCAUUAAAUACGAAGAAGGGUUUAAGCCUUGGUUUGAAGAGCAAAGCGUAGGGGAAGUAUCAGCUAGAAAUGGAAAAGGUAAACAUACAACGCGAAACGUAACGCUACUUCCUCUUCGUGAAGGUGGAUACCUUGCUGAUACUCCUGGCUUUAACAACAUAAGAGUACAAAAGCAAAAACUUCCCCUAUGUUUUCCUGAGAUACGUAAAAUGGUUGUGGGAGGACAAUGUGAAUUCCAAAACUGUUCGCAUAUAGGGGUACAAGGCUGUGCCGUGAAAGGUGGUUGGGAAAGGUAUCCUUACUACUUGCAACUUCUUGAAGAGAUCAAAAUCGAUGAGGAGUCUCAACUUAAUAAGUAUGUAACCAAAAAGGAAGGUGGUGUUAGGUGCAAGAUGGGAGAGAAGGGUAUGGAACAAGGUAGAGCACGGCUAGAUCGUAAGAAGUAUAGGAUAGAGUCGAGGAAGAAGAUGAAACAGACAAUGAUGACUGAGCUUAAAUUUUAA
This is a messenger RNA of Capsella rubella, 1314 nucleotides long. Its product is annotated as small ribosomal subunit biogenesis GTPase RsgA 2, mitochondrial. Gene Ontology annotation, molecular function: GTP binding; GTPase activity. The record is from RefSeq and is a predicted model, not a curated record. Lineage: Eukaryota; Viridiplantae; Streptophyta; Magnoliopsida; Brassicales; Brassicaceae.